AUGCCUGUGCGGCUCGGCAGCCAUGGAGCACGCACUGCCCAUGGCCGCCGCCGCCGCCUGGUCUGGCUGCAGCGAGAGUCGCACGAGACGACAGGCCUCUUCGACCAAGGGAGUGACGACGGCGACCUCGUCGAGCAGAUCCUUCACCGCCAGGUCCAAGAGGCGAUGUUGCUGCAUCUCCUGGCACGGGCGCUGGGGCUCGACAUCGAAACUAUUAUAGCCUGUCUCCAAGAAGAAGCGCGCGGCGGCGGCGGGUUCGGUGCGGUCCCCGCGUCCGCCGCCGCCGUGGCCGGCCUGGAGAAGCAGACGUUUCACGGCACGGAAGGGUGCGGCGGCGAGUCGGAGUGUGCAAUCUGCUUGGAGGACUUUGAGGACGGCGAGGAGGUGAGCGUGAUGCCGUGCGCACACGGCCACGAGUUCCACACGAUCUGCAUCACCAAGUGGCUGGGGCGCAGCAACAUGUGCCCUCUCUGCCGCCAUCAACUGCCAACAGGCCGCGUGCAUGGCCACUGA
This is a messenger RNA of Panicum virgatum (switchgrass), 513 nucleotides long. Its product is annotated as RING-H2 finger protein ATL74-like. Bases 1 to 513 code for a protein of 170 amino acids. The record is from RefSeq and is a predicted model, not a curated record. Lineage: Eukaryota; Viridiplantae; Streptophyta; Magnoliopsida; Poales; Poaceae. The transcript has a single exon.